This is a messenger RNA of Vigna umbellata (rice bean), 897 nucleotides long. Its product is annotated as Gibberellin-regulated family protein. Lineage: Eukaryota; Viridiplantae; Streptophyta; Magnoliopsida; Fabales; Fabaceae. The record is from RefSeq and is a predicted model, not a curated record.
CUAGAAGCAGUUCUUUCUUAACACUGUCCAACAAGCUCUACACUCUUCUUCCCACAUUUCUGGUCUCUGCUCCAGAAAUGGCUUCCAAUUCCAUUCUUCUUCUAGCCAUUGUUCUCGUGGUUACCUCUAAGGUUUUUUCUCAUGAAGAAGAUCUCAAGACAGUGGUACCAACUCCUUCCCCACCGGGGCCAGUGACCACACCAAGUCCAGCUACACCUCCUGUUAAGGUACCCCCUCCUCAGUCCCCAACAGUGAAGCCACCAGCUCCAACACCACCGCAAGUGAAGCCACCAGCUCCAACACCACCACAAGUGAAGCCACCAGCUCCAACACCACCACAAGUGAAACCACCAGCUCCAACACCCCCACUAGUGAAGCCACCAACACCAGCACCCCCAGUGGUUUACCCUCCUCCUCCAUCACCAAUAGUGAAGUCAAUUAAGGAUUGCCUUCCACUGUGUGAUGGUAGGUGCCAAUUGCACUCAAGGAAGAAGCUGUGCAUGAGGGCAUGCUUGACCUGUUGUUACCGUUGCAAAUGUGUUCCUCCUGGAACUUACGGCAACAGAGAAAAGUGUGGCAAAUGCUACACUGAUAUGUUGACUCAUGGCAACAAAUACAAGUGCCCAUAGAACCCUCUACCUAUUUAGUAGCACCUAAGUUUUUUUCCUUUUCUUUCAAGUUAUCAAGUUUGAAUGCAUGAGUAUGUGGUUUGAUCAAGUUGCUGGUGUACUUAAUAACCGAGUGAUGAUCAUCAUAAAUUAUACAAGUGUUGAUCAUUGGUUCAACACUAUUUUGUGUUGUCUAUAGGAUCCAUGCGGUCCAUGAAAUAUCAUAUGAUUAAUAUGAGGAAGUAUUUUGGUGUACCCAUUUGAGAAUUAUAAUAACCUCUUGCUAUGA